AUGAAAUUAGGGCUUCAAUCCACCAUUGUUGUCUCUUCUCCUAAUGCUGCUAAGCUCUUUCUCAAAACCCAUGACCCUAUUUUUGCAAACCGGCCAGUUCCUCAAACUUCCAACCAAAUGUCUUACGACCACAAAAACAUAGCCUUUGUUCAAUUUGGGCCUUAUUGGCAAAGUAUGCGUAAAAUAUGUUCAUCUCAUUUGCUUACAUCUAGCAAAGUCAACUCUUUUUCAUCGAUUCGAAGGCAAGAACUCGGGUUAUUGAUCCAUCAUCUUAAAGAGGCGGCAAGAAAUCAUGCUAUUGUGGAUCUUAGUUCUAAAAUCUCUUCCCUUACUUUUGAUGUGAUUUGUGUAAUGUUGUUUGGGAAGAAAUUUGUUGAUAAAGAGCUUACGGCUGCAAUACGUGAGGGUACCUCGUUGUCUGGUGCUCCUAACUUGGGAGAUUUUUUUCCUUUUAUUGCCUUCCUUGAUCUUCAAGGAUUAGGUCGUCGUGCCAAAGCUGUUAACAAGGUUGUUGAUGGAUUUCUAGACAUGAUUAUUGAAGAACGUCUUGAAUUCAAGGACAAAAAUAAAACUGAGAGCAGUGAGCUUUUUGUGGAUGUUAUGUUAGAUCUCAUAAGGUCAGAAGAAAUGGAACACCAAAUUGAUCGAUCAAAUAUCAAAGCUGUAAUUUUCGACUUGAUGAUAGGAGGAGUGGAUAGUUCAAGCACCACAAUCAUUUGGGCAUUAUCAGAGAUAAUCAAGAAUCCACAAGUAAUGAAGAAAAUCCAAGAAGAGCUAAAAGAAGUAGUUGGUUUAAACAAAAUGGUAGAAGAAUCACAUUUAAACCAAUUAAAAUACUUAGACAUGACCAUAAAAGAAAGCUUAAGAAUUCAUCCAGUAAUUCCAUUAAUACCAAGAAAGUCCAUUCAAGAUUGCAAUGUAAAUGGCUACCACAUUCCUAAAAAUACAGACAUAAUAAUAAAUGAUUGGGCAAUUGGGCAAGAUCCAUGUUAUUGGAUUGAGCCUCAAAAAUUUAAUCCAGACAGAUUUGUCGAUACCCAAAUUGAUUUCAUAGGAAACAAAAACAAUUUCGAGAUGAUUCCAUUUGGAUCUGGAAGAAGAGGUUGUCCAGGAAUGCAAUUAGGAUUGGUUUUGGUUCGAAUGAUUGUGGCUCAAUUGGUGCAUUGUUUUGAUUGGGAGCUUCCAAAUGGUGUAUUGCCAAGUGAAUUGGAUAUGAGCGAAGACUUUGGGUUGAGUUGUCCUCGAGCUCAAAAUCUUAGGGUUGUACCUGUUUAUCGUGUUUGUAUUUGA
Molecule: messenger RNA, 1290 nt
Organism: Cucumis sativus (cucumber)
Lineage: Eukaryota; Viridiplantae; Streptophyta; Magnoliopsida; Cucurbitales; Cucurbitaceae
Product: cytochrome P450 CYP736A12
Exons: 2
Coding region: 1-1290 (429 amino acids)
Molecular function (GO): oxidoreductase activity, acting on paired donors, with incorporation or reduction of molecular oxygen; iron ion binding; heme binding
Source: RefSeq, a predicted model, not a curated record